Messenger RNA from Camellia sinensis, 588 nucleotides. Its product is annotated as monothiol glutaredoxin-S15, mitochondrial. The record is from RefSeq and is a predicted model, not a curated record. Lineage: Eukaryota; Viridiplantae; Streptophyta; Magnoliopsida; Ericales; Theaceae. Gene Ontology annotation, cellular component: mitochondrial matrix.
GCAGCUGGAUCCUUUAACCACCAUGGGAUCCGAUUCUCAACUACUGUGCCAAAUGAUCCUGACACACAUGAGGACUUCAUGCCCACUAAUAAGCUUCAGGAUUCUGACCUUUCUUUGAAGGACAUUGUUAAGCAGGAUGUCAAUGACAACCCUGUGAUGAUUUACAUGAAAGGAGUGCCUGAUCUUCCUCGGUGUGGAUUCAGCUCAUUAGCAGUGAGAGUGUUGAAAGAAUAUAAUGUUCCUUUGAGUGCCAGAAACAUAUUGGAAAACCCUGAGCUUAAGAAUGCUGUCAAAUCAUUCAGCAACUGGCCCACGUUUCCACAGAUAUUCAUCAAGGGGGAGUUUGUUGGAGGAUCAGACAUCAUUCUCAACAUGCACCAGACUGGCGAGUUGAAGGAAAUGCUUAAAGAUAUUGCAGCCAACCAGGAGAAUUAAGAGCAAGUUUAUCAUUACUGAACAUGUAGAGUCACCAAGGAAUAUAGUUAUCUUUGAUGAUGAAGAAUUAUGGGAUAUAAGCAUGUUCAGCUUUGAAUGUUUGUUGACGUGAUCCAAUAAUGUUUAGUUAAAGUACGGAUCCCAUUCCUUUGA